AUGUCUACGAAUCAAAAGGAUGAUGUCUCGACUUCAACUUUGCGAAGCUCAGAUAAUAUAUUUGUUCACCAAAGCAUCAGUGGGACUUUUAUUCAGCCAUCUAAAAUAGGAUCCAUCGAAGAAGAGGCCGACUUCGUCUAUAUCGGACAUAAAAAAUGUUCUAAAUGUGAAUUGAUUGAUGCCUUUGAAGGUACCUUAAGGCCUGGGCUUCCUCCGCCACCGGUACACAAGUUCGCUAACCCAUCACCGCUGGGACUUUCUGGUUUUGCAUUAACCACAUUUGUUUUAUCCAUCUAUAAUACAAGAGCUCAAGGGAUCCAUAUUCCAAACGUAGUUGUUGGUGCAGCUCUGUUUUAUGGCGGAAUAGUACAAUUAAUUGCCGGUAUUUGGGAAAUUGCUGUUGAAAAUAUAUUCGGUGCCACGGCAUUAUGUUCAUACGGUGGAUUCUGGUUGAGUUUUGGGGCCAUUCACAUACCAUGGUUUAGAAUACUAGAUGCCUACGAAAAUGAAGAAAGGGAAUUACAAAAAGCACUGGGAUUUUAUCUUUUGGGAUGGUGCAUAUUCACAUAUGGUUUAAGUGUAUUCACCAUGAAAUCGAUGAUCAUGUUUUUUGCACUAUUUUUCUUGCUGGCGACAACAUUUUUACUGCUAUCAAUAGGUAAUUUUGCCGGCAAUAAAAGUAUCAUCAAGGCUGGCCAUGUUCUAGCUACCAUAGUGGCAUUUAUCGCAUGGUAUAAUGAUGUUACAGGUCUCGCGAAUAAAGAGAAUUCGGAUUUACGACCACGUUCUUUCCAGAUACCAGUUCUUAACAUGGUCUAUAAACGAAAAAAUAGGCACGAUUUCGAUGAAAUGAUCAAGAAUCGUGUCCCUUGGUCACAGUACUAUAUAAAACAGUAUAUAACUCAAAGACGGUAUUCUAAAUUGUGA
This is a messenger RNA of Kazachstania africana CBS 2517, 927 nucleotides long. Its product is annotated as acetate uptake transporter family protein. The transcript has a single exon. The record is from RefSeq and is a predicted model, not a curated record. Gene Ontology annotation, cellular component: plasma membrane. NCBI's taxonomy places the organism in Eukaryota, Fungi, Ascomycota, Saccharomycetes, Saccharomycetales, Saccharomycetaceae. Bases 1 to 927 code for a protein of 308 amino acids. Gene Ontology annotation, molecular function: acetate transmembrane transporter activity.